Exophiala spinifera is the source of this 498-nucleotide messenger RNA. RefSeq lists its product as uncharacterized. NCBI's taxonomy places the organism in Eukaryota, Fungi, Ascomycota, Eurotiomycetes, Chaetothyriales, Herpotrichiellaceae. The record is from RefSeq and is a predicted model, not a curated record. The coding region runs from base 1 to 498 and encodes 165 amino acids. The transcript has a single exon.
AUGCGCACGUCCGAGAAAGUCAUAUUACUCUACCUCCAAGCACGACUUUGGUCCGGCAAGAAAUUCUUUGGUUCUCUGGGGCCUAGCGUGACGAGAGUGAGCGGAUGCCGUGUUAACAAAGGUCCAUGUGAAUCAGCGGAGAUUGAAGCCGAGAGAUAUGUUGCACAACGCACCUCCAUACCUGUCCCGAAAGUAUACCACACCUACCAAGUUGAUGGACGUUUCUACGUCGAGAUGGAAUAUGUUAAAGGGGAUACGCUUCAGGCCCUAUGGGCUAGUGGUGCAUUGUCGCCUGAUGAGAAAAAGGCUCUUGUUAUGCAGGUUGCUGGUUACAUUGAUCAACUUCGAAUGCUGAAACCGCCACAUAAAGAGAUUGUCGCUUCCGCAGACCUUGGCCGAUGUCUCGACUACCGAGUGGGAUACCGCCCAUUGGGACCUUUCACCAGCAACGAGGAAUUCCAUCCCUUUCUCCGUGGAUAUAUUCAUUCCGCUGGAUGA